UCUUGGCGUUUUUCUGAUGGAGGGCACGGGCAGCGGCUGUGCAGCGGAGCUCACUCCUCCAUGUCUGAGUGAUGUGAACGGGAGCAGUGGCGGUCAGGUCUUUGAGGUGCCCUUGCAAAAUGUCUCCUCCAAGCGCAGCUGGCAGUUUGAGGGUGUGGAACUGCUGCAGUCCUUCAAACCUCUCAUCAUUCCCUGCUACACUCUAGUGGCUCUUGUGGGCAUCUUUGGCAAUUACCUGCUCCUCUACGUUAUAUGUCGAACCCGCAAGAUGCACAACGUCACUAACUUUUUUAUUGGAAAUCUGGCCUUCUCGGACAUGCUGAUGUGUGCUACGUGUAUACCUUUCACACUGGCCUAUGCCUUCAACCCACAAGGCUGGGUGUUUGGCCGUUUUAUGUGCUACCUGGUGUAUCUCAUCCAGCCGGUCACAGUCUACGUGUCAGUCUUCACUCUAACUGCUAUUGGUGUGGAUAGGUAUUAUGCCACAGUGCACCCACUGAAAAAGCGCAUUUCAGUCCUGGCAUGCACGUAUCUUCUGUCUGGGAUGUGGCUGCUGUCCUGUGGCCUAGUAGCUCCAGCUGUGGCUCACACCUAUCACGUGGAGUUUAAGAAUGAGGGCUUCACCAUCUGCGAGGAGUUCUGGAUGGGACAGGAGAAGGAGCGACUCGCUUACGCGUACAGCACCCUUUUCAUCACCUAUGUCCUACCUCUAUCGGCACUGUGCACCUCUUACCUGUGCAUUUCUGUAAAACUACGGAACUGUGUUGUACCCGGGCACCACACCCAGAGUCAGGCAGAGGCUCAGCGCAUGCGCAAACGUAAAACUUUCCGCCUGGUGAGCCUGGUUGUCACAGCGUUUGGUGUCUGCUGGAUGCCCAUCAGUGUGUUCAACAUUCUGCGUGACAUUGACAUCGAUCUGAUCGAUAAGCGAUACUUCUUGCUCAUUCAGCUGCUGUGUCACCUGUGUGCAAUGAGCUCAUCCUGCUGUAACCCUUUCCUGUAUGCCUGGCUACACGACCGCUUCCGUGCUGAGCUUCGGAAAAUGUUCACAUGCCACCGCCGCAUCGGUAUCUCAGCCAACAACUGCGCUACUGCCAGUGUGGUUCUGUGAAGCACAGGUGUUUGAAUCCUGCCUCACGUGGGUUGAGUUAAGAGGACAUAAAGAUGCUCUCCAUUAACUGUAUUGUAUGCACCAGUCAAAACAUUGUGUUCCCAACCUCAUUUCAUGGUGUUGGGGUGUAUAGGUGGAGUUUUGGGAAUGUUCAAAACACUUGAUAAAACUGUGUCGGGGUGUAUCAUGUUGGCCAAGAUCACCUUUUUCCACAAGAAAAUGGAAGAUGCUUGAGUACACUCGAUGUUCUUGUAGCUUGGAAUAUCUUCCUUUUCCAACUCAGCCAUCAGUAUUUCAUUAUGUCUGCAGUCAACAAAUUUAUGGUCACACCAACACUCUGUCUUAAUUUCUUUGUUUAUUGUAACAGUGUAAUAUUUGUAAGAAAAGGGCAGAAACAGCCAGGUCCACAGCAGGUAGCACCCUCUGGCAGUAUGGACUCUAGACUCUAGUCUAGACUCCUCUUGCCGGCUGUCACUCACAGCAACCAUGCACGUAAUUAUUCCCAACUUUAUUGCUUAAAAUAGUUUAUACUGAUGUUUA
Molecule: messenger RNA, 1651 nt
Organism: Thalassophryne amazonica
Lineage: Eukaryota; Metazoa; Chordata; Actinopteri; Batrachoidiformes; Batrachoididae
Gene: prlhr2a
Product: prolactin releasing hormone receptor 2a
Exons: 2
Coding region: 17-1111 (364 amino acids)
Biological process (GO): G protein-coupled receptor signaling pathway
Cellular component (GO): neuron projection; plasma membrane
Molecular function (GO): neuropeptide Y receptor activity; neuropeptide binding
Source: RefSeq, a predicted model, not a curated record